Molecule: messenger RNA, 8151 nt
Organism: Acanthochromis polyacanthus (spiny chromis)
Lineage: Eukaryota; Metazoa; Chordata; Actinopteri; Pomacentridae
Gene: adamtsl3
Product: ADAMTS-like 3
Exons: 32
Coding region: 287-5599 (1770 amino acids)
Biological process (GO): extracellular matrix organization
Cellular component (GO): extracellular matrix
Molecular function (GO): metalloendopeptidase activity
Source: RefSeq, a predicted model, not a curated record
CUAACUUGACUCGGGUCCCAAGUUGCGUGAGGGAGGCAGACGGGCUGUGCACCGCCAGUAGCUCGGAGACACUUUACCGGAGACACGGUGAAAAGCCAGGGCGUUGAUCUGUCCCACUUCUCCCACCGUCUCAAUCAGGGACUUGUGUGUUUGGCUCUGAUAAUCGGUGCUAUUCGGACUGUCGGAUACCUGAUGUUGCGUAUGAGCGCACAGUGAGCAGGACCUCUCCCUAAGAAGGUUGGGAUUCACCCUGCUGCAGUCAUACCCUAUUGGGGUAAAAACCUGGAUGAAGAUGGAGUCAUUUAUCCUCUGGAGAACUGUCCCCAUCUUCCUCUUACUUCCCACUGUCCAGUGUUCAGAGAGUCAGUCCCAGACUGCAGUGUUCCUGCCAGAGUUUGCCCUCUUACCUCAGGGCAGCUUUAUGGAGGAUGCCACAGAGGAUCAGUUUCUAACCUACAGAUACGACGACCAGGCGUCCAGGACGACCCGCUCAGAUGAAGACGGAGACAUUGGUUGGGAUGCCUGGGGUCCCUGGAGUGACUGCUCUCGAACUUGUGGAGGAGGGGCCUCCUAUUCUCUACGACGCUGCCUCAGUGGAGGAAGCUGUGAUGGCAAAAACAUCCGCUACAGAACCUGCAGUAACACGGACUGCCCUGUGGAGUCAGGUGAUUUCCGUGCCCAGCAGUGUUCAGCCCACAAUGACAUCAAGUACCAGGGUGUCACUUAUGAGUGGGUCCCAGCACCUUAUGACUCCUCUGCACCUUGUGCACUGCGGUGCCAAGCUAAAGGUGGAGGUCUCACCAUUGAACUGGCCCCUAAGGUGCUGGAUGGGACACGAUGCCGAGCGGACGCCUUUGACAUGUGCAUCAGUGGAAUAUGUCAGGAGGUGGGCUGCGAUCGGCAGCUUGCCAGUGGUGCCAGGGAGGAUAACUGUGGCGUCUGCAGUGGCGAUGGAUCCACAUGUCAGCUGGUACGAGGACAGGCCAUACCCCACCUAACGCCAGAACAAUCUCUGAAGACAGUGUUGGAGGUGCCAGCCGGAAGCCGCUUUCUCAGACUCAAUGCCAAAGGCCCUGAUAUGAUAGUCAUUGAGGCUGUCUCUCUUCAGGGGAGGAGGGAUGAGACCAUUCUGGUGUCUACAGGCUCUUAUGUGAUUGGAAACACCUCCUUGGACUUUCAAAGAGGGGCUGACAGACAGACGCUCAGAACACAUGGGCCACUCAAUUCUGAUUAUAUUAUCAAGAUGAAGUAUGGAGGCUCCAAGGACACAUUGGUUCAGUUUCUAUUUUACCAGCCAAUUAGGUACCAGUGGAGAGAGACUGACUUCUUCCCCUGUUCAGUCACUUGUGGAGGAGGCUAUCAGCUGAACUCUGCAGAAUGCACAGACAUCCGGUCCAACCAGAUCCUGCCUGAACACUACUGUAACAGCUUUCCAGAAAACACCAAACCCACUCCAAAACUCAAAGAGUGCAACAUGGACCCCUGCCCAGAGAGUGAUGGAUUCAAAGAGGUGAUGCCAUAUGAUCACUUUCAGCCUCUACCUCGCUGGGAGCAAGGCCCCUGGACCCAGUGCUCGGUGUCCUGUGGUGAAAGUGGCGGUUGGCAGGAUCGCAGUGUGCUGUGUGUGGAAGAAGACACUCUCGGAUUGUUUUCCCAAGUGGAGGAGUGGAAGUGCACCCACUCUCCUCGACCUGUCACUCGGCAAGUCUGCAACUCCUUUGUCUGCCCCCAGUGGGUGGCGAUGGAGUGGUCUCAGUGCACAGUGACAUGUGGUCACGGCCUGCGUUACCGAGUGGUUCUGUGCAUUGAUCAUCGUGGGCAGCACAUUGGAGGUUGUGACGCAUCACUCAAACCUCACAUUAAGGAAGACUGCCUGGUUCCUAUUGCCUGCCAAAAGCCCAGAGAAUCUCUGCCAGUGGAGGCAAAGGUACCCUGGUUAAAACAAGCCCAUGAACUGGAGUAUCACUACACUGCUACAGAGAACCCCACAUUUGUGCCUGGGCCCUGGUCACCCUGCAGCACUACCUGUGGACCUGGCAAGCAAACUCGGGAGGUGAAAUGUCGGGUUCUGCUUUCUUUCACCAAGACAGAGGUGGAUCUUCCAGAGGGAGAGUGUGUCGAAGACAGGCCCCAGGUGGAAAGGCCCUGCUACCAAGAGUCAUGCACCAGAGUUACAGACAUCUCAUCAGGCCUCCAAACCCAUGCCGCUUCUUUCAUCCAGACUGAGGAACAGUAUAGCUGGGACUAUAGGGGCUUCACUGCUUGCUCAGCCACGUGUGCUGCCGGGAAGCAGACAGCAGUUGUGAGGUGUGUUAACAGGAAGCAAGGUGAGGAAGUGGAGGAUUCUUUGUGUGAUUCAUCCAGCAGGCCCUCGGAAAUGAUCCGCAUCUGUAAUCCUGAGCCGUGCCCUGCAAGAUGGGAGCUAACAGCGUGGACUGGCUGCUCUGCAUCCUGUGGCGUCGGCAUACAGACCAGGAGUGUUUUUUGCAUGCGUCUGUUGUCCAUUGACCAGCAGGAUAUUCUGACUGUUUCAGAGGGAGAGUGCAGGGAUUUCAAACCUGCCAUCCUGCAACCCUGUAACCAAGUGGACUGUCCUCCAGCCUGGGAGACCGAACCUUGGCAGCAGUGCUCCCAGUCCUGUGGUGGCGGCGUCCAGGUGCGGAAGGUCUAUUGCAAGCAGCUCCUAUCCACAGGGGCCUAUAGGAGGCUGGGAGACGGGAUCUGCUGGGGAGUCAAACCUGACACUAACAGAGACUGUAACAAUAUUGACUGUCUCCCUUACAUGGCAGGAGGAGAAUGGGGCAAGUGUUCUGUGUCCUGUGGUUUGGGGAUCCAGCGUAGGGAACCACUCUGUCGCCAGUUAAGGGGCAUGGGCCAACAGGUGACGUUGGCCAGGGAGCUAUGCGUAGGUUUAACCUCUCCGCCUCUGGUACGAACCUGCCGCAUGCUGACCUGUCCCAAGCACAAGAAGAACUUGAGACUCAAAGACACGGAGAAGGUUCAAAUAAAGAACCAAGUAAAGCAGACAGUCAAACAUCGAGCAAAGCCUCGAGGCUAUGAGGAGGGGGUAAAACGAUGUCCGCUGCUCAUGGGCGUGCAUCGCAUCUACAUCCAGACCCGCAAAGAAAAACACCUCCACCUGACUGUUGGAGGCCAUGCCUUCCUUUUACCCAAUACUUCUCUGGUCAUCAAAUGCCCUGUCAGACGGUUCCCUAAAGUCUACAUAAGCUGGCUCAAAGAUGGGAGCCCCCUGCGCAGCUCCAAACACCUCCGCAUCACCAAAUCCGGCUCUCUGAAAAUCCACCUAGUUGGGACACAGGACAUUGGGGUGUACAAGUGUGUUGCUGGACCUGCCUCAGACAUCUUCACCCUCCAGCUGAUAGGUAGUACCAGCAGGUCAACUGACACACUGUCUACUGCCAGUCUUAGUCCCGACUGGGGGGAGAUGUCGCCUAGUUGUCACAGACACUACUCAGACUGGGAGCUGAUCACACCUGAAAUCACUGUGUCUCUGCUGCCCUUUCGUGGACAGCAGGUCUCUCUGCUGCCACGAGUGAAGGAGAGGCUGAUUAAUAUCACACUGCAGGCUGACAGAGGAGAGAUUCAGCAGGAGCAGGCCUCAGAACUCAUCUCCUCACUGCUGACCCACAUGUCUGCUUCCCAGCUCUGGACCACAACUACAAAGGGAGAAGGACAAGAUAAAGACAGACUGCCCAACUGGUCUGAGUACUCUUCAUCUGAGAUGGUUGUGAACAGGCCGCUGAUCAUCAGACAGCAGCAGAGCCUUCCACUGACUUUUCAGAAGAACAUCAACAUCAGUAUCGGACACAGUGCUCUUCUUACCUACGACACACGGUCGCUGACUAUACGCUGUCCUACAGAGGGUUUCCCACCUGCCAAAAUCAGCUGGACCAAAGAUGGAGCUCUGCUACAGCACAAUGACAGGAUAUCCUGGAAUAGUGGAGGCCUUCACAUUAUUCAACCCAGAAUAUCUGACAGAGGCCAGUACAAGUGCACAGCUGUCAACACACAUGGCUCAGACUCAGAGAUAUCUCAAAUACUGCUCCCAGAGCCACCAGUCAUCACAGAGUCACCGAAGAAUGUGUCAGACCAUAGAGUAGUGUCUGGUCGCAGCUUGAGGGCCACGGUUGGGGGACGAGUCAGCGUUCGGCCAGGCAUCAACCUCACUCUUGACUGUCCUGUCACUGGUGUUCCUCAACCCUCAGUGGUGUGGUACUGGAAGAAUAGACCACUGGAUGCCAGUGCUGUUUCCCUGCCAUCUGGCUCACUGUGGCUCAGAAAUGUGUCUCUGCAUAACCAAGGCGCCUACUCCUGCAUUGCCGCUAACACAGUAGGGAAGGCCACUGCCUCUAUUGUUCUGCAGGUCUACAGCCAAGAUCCAGCUGGAGGAAGCAGUUUUCUUCAAGUCUCACAAGAGCCGGACAAGAGACGGAUCCUCAUGGCAUCACGCCAUGGAACGAGAGUUUCCAUCAGACCUGGAGACUUUCUGCGUAUAGGGUGUCCAGUAGUUCCUGACCACAAAUCGCCUGUGCACUGGAACUACAACAACCAGACACUGAGGGAGGUGUCCGGUCUAGCCCAUGCCCAAGAUCCCGUUCCAGGUCAGAGUCUGCAGUAUAGGAUGCUGGUGGGAGGUCGAGUCCUUGAGGUCAGCACGCUCCAGGUCAAGUUCUCAGGCCGGUAUGGGUGCCAGACCUCCAUCAACAGCACCAGGCAAACGCUGUCUGCCUGGAUAGAUGUUCACGCUGAAGAAUUUGCCUGGCAUUUUGGAGGCUGGACCACUUGCAGUGCUUCCUGUGGGAACAGAGGGACUAGGCUGCGGAGGAUUCGCUGUGUCACUCUGGAUGGAAAGGAUGUUCAGCACGCCAUGUGUCAGCACAUACCCAAACCCAUCACCUCCCCAGUCCCCUGCAACAGACAGGACUGUCCUCCCAGAUGGUCGGUAUCGCAGUGGUCAAAGUGCUCGGUGUCGUGUGGAGGUGGCUGGAAACAGAGGCAGGUCUCCUGUCAACAGCUAGAUGCCAGAGGUGCAGUCAGGACUCUAGAAGCAAGUGCCUGUGAGAGGAUGAGCCAGCCUGCAAACACAGAGCAGUGCACUGCCAAUAACUGUCCCAUCUGGGUUACCAGUGCAUGGGGAAAGUGUUCAGGGAUGUGUGCUGACCCCACUACAACUGUACAGAAGAGAUCUGUCAUCUGCCAGCAUACUAAUGGCUCAUCCUACGCAGACUGUGAUCUCAGGAACAGGCCGGUGUCAGUACGCAACUGUUCUUCAGACCUUUGUGAUGUCCAGUGGCGCCCUGGUCCAUGGCGGGCGUGCACAGUUGUCUGUGGGAGUGGCUUUCAGUCUCGCAGGGUGGAUUGUGUUCACCGCAGGAGUGGCAGGACUCUGGCUGACCAGCACUGUGCCUGGCUCCAACGGCCCUCUACCUGGCAGCACUGCAACACCUCCACAUGUGGGAGUGAAUGCAAGGACACCACCCAGUACUGCAGUGUGGUGAAAAGACUAAACCUGUGCCAUGUGGAUAUGUACAAACAGAGGUGCUGCAAGUCGUGCUCACAGGACGUGGACUCCACCUAGUGGCAUAUAACUGUUAUAACCACACAGAUGUACAACUGAUGGGGUAUAUGAGAUGAACGACUGAGCAAAGACUAAGUGGACAUUAUCUGUGAGUGAAUGGUUCAAAAACUUCACCUGUAAAAUGUACAAGCUGCAGUCUGAAUCUUUGACCUUCUGAAAGGAAACUGAACGAAGCUUCACCAAAAAAGAAAAAAAGGCAAUGGAAGGAUGAUGGUAUGGAUGCUGUAUUUCCUGAUUUGGACCCAAUCUCCUAAUAUAAUAUGAAGUCACGUGUUCACUAUGUGGAUCAAAUUGAGUUUUGACUUUCCUGUGAGAUCAAUCAAUCCCUGGUCAAAUACAAUACUCAGACUGAUACAUCGGUUUGCCAGUAUUAGCUUUGAUUAGUGACCAGCCAAUAUGGUUAUUUACUGCUGAUAGAAGUGGGGUUUGUGAUAUCAACUUGCAGGCAUUAAAUUUCUUUUUUUAAAACUCCUAUUUAUUUAUUCUUGUAAUUGUUCACAGGUGUUUUUAUUCUUUUAAAAAUGAAAUUCUUGGGUCUAAUUCUUCACAUACAGUAUGUUAUAAUUUCUUCUCCCUGAAGAAAUUGCUGCCUCGUGGGGAUUUGUGGGAAGACAGCAACAUUGUUACGAGAGCCUCUGAAGACAUGAAACACAACGCAGAUUGUAAAAAAGCAAAAGCUGCAUUGUCCAAACUUUAUUAGGAGCUAAAUGUCAGGGUGAGUAGCCCUCAAAUGAUUCUUCAGUUUUAUUAAUAUGCAGAAAUUAUGACUCAUAACUCAUCUUGUAAUUGAUAAUAUCCUUCAGUCUACCACUGACUUGCCCUACCCUGAAAGAGAAAUGGUGUGUGACCUGCUUUAAAGAGCUGCGAACCCGAACGGAACUCAUUUCCCUCUGGGUUCCAGUGUGCCGUGAUACAGUUUUAAAGUUUGGUCGACACACUGAAUUCUUGUUCUUUUUUGACGUGAAAACAGUUAAAAAAGCUACUGACACUAAAACGUCACGACAAAACCCAUGUUUGGUUGCUUAAGUCUAAAAUACAUAUUGACUUUCAAAGCCCUAUAUUUGUCAAAUAUGCCUUAGAAAUUGAAUGUUGCCACUUCAGCAAAACCUUAAAUUGUCCUCAGUGCCGACUUUUUUCUCUCUCUUUUUUUCCUAUUCAGCACCAAUGUUAUUUAAAUGAUCUGCUUCUACACUAUCUGCAAUAUGAGCACAAUUCCUGGGGAUACCAGGCGGGUACAACCAGUAUGUACACAGAAUUAAGCAGCAGAAGUCUGUCUCAAAUAUAAUGGCAAUGUCAGUUCUUGUAUGUGCCUAAAACAGAUUUUAGAUCCUUUAAGACCAGUGGUUCUCAACCCUGUUCCUCCUGACCCACUGCCCUGCAUGUUUUAGAUGCUUCCCUGCUCCAACACACCUGACUCAAAUGAUCAGCUCGUUAUCAGGCUUCUGCAGAGGCUUGAUGACGAGCUGAUCAUUUGAAUCAGGUGUGUUGGAGCAGGGAAGCAUCUAAAACAUGCAGGACAUGGGGUCCUGAGGAACAGGGUUGAGAACCACUGCUUUGAGACCAUUCACUUAUGUGAAGGCACUGGGUUGUGGUUCUUGGCACAUGUCACGAAUGAAAAUAGAGCUGCUGCUGAUUGAGCUUGAGUUGUGGAAGCAUGAUUUUCUAUCUACCAUGUCCAGACAUUCAUCAUAAAAUAGUUUAUUUUUGUUGUUAACCAUGACACUGAAAAAGGUGUUGUAAAAUGAUUUCGACAUUGCGAAAAAAGAACAUGGAGUUAAUAUUCUUGACAUUAAAUACCACAGAAGGAGCUGGCAAAGCAAGACUAAGUUAAAACUGACCCUGAAGUGAGAGGCACCAGCACAACAGCGAUUUAGACAAAGAGAUAUACUCCUGUUACCUUUGUGUUGGUUAUCAUACCAAUGUGCUGCAUUGUAAAAUGUGUUGUAUAUAUUGUGCCUAAGUGCAAUAUCAUGUAUUGAGUGUAUGUAGACUGUGUGACUUUUAUUUUCUUACUUAUUCAUGGGUAAGUUGUCUUUUAAACUCCUGUUUAAGAUGUUACAAUAUAAAACCCUUGUACAUGUUGGUUGGGUAGUGUGCUUGCUACCUGUCACUUGGAUUUAUUUGCAUGUUUUUGAGCGCAUCUCUGAUCUUUAUUGCUUCAUUGUGAAAGACCACUUACGAACAUUCUUUAGUGUUUUUCCCUGGCUGCUGAUGACUUUUCAGUGUAUCAGAUGUGACAGCAUUAUUCCGAUUCUGGACUUCCAGCUUGACUGAAAGAACAUGAAGUAGUACAUCAAAUCAUUAACAUGCUUCAGAUAAUAAUGCAUUUGAAUAAAGACAGUUUGAUCACUUCAUAAAUGUAGACCUAGUUUGUAUGUGUAUUUAUUUAAAAAGGAAGAUGCAUGCAUGCAUGUUUUUGUAACCAGUCAUCACCUAAUAUGCAAAACACAAUGUGUGAUAUGGAAACCUUGAGUGCACAAUGAGGGAUGGUUGCAGUGAGAAGUUUAAACUGAAUGUUUAUCUGUAUGUUUAAAUAAAUAAUCUUAAGUCUC